Molecule: messenger RNA, 639 nt
Organism: Acanthosepion pharaonis
Lineage: Eukaryota; Metazoa; Mollusca; Cephalopoda; Sepiida; Sepiidae
Source: the annotation of a GenBank genome assembly
AUGAGUCUUUCUUUUCUUUCUUUUUUCCUAUCCCAGCAUUUUCCUUUCCUUGUUUUUUUUUUUUUUAUCUUCUUUGCUAUUUAUUUCAAUGCGGUGUUCAUAGACUUUCAUUCUUUCUUUUUCUCUCUUUCAUUCAUAUCCUUUUAUAUCCCUUUUUUAUUUAUUUUUUAUUUUUCUUACUUUUCUUCUUUUUUUUUUGUGAUUUUUGCCUUCUAUUUUAUUUUAUCCCUUUUCUUUUAUUCUGUCUUUCCUUCGACACCUUUUUCAUUCAUUUUCUUUUCUUCAUUUGCUUUUAUUAUUUUUAAGAUUUUUUUUUUAAUUUCUGUUUAUUUUGAAGACUUCUUUCUUCCCUUUGUCUUUUCUUCCCUUCAUUCUCCUCGUCAAUUUGUCUUUCAUAUUCAUUCUUCAUCCAUCAUUCGGUAUUUUUUUUCCACAUUCCACUUUAUUUUUCAUUCCUUUUCUUUCUUCACUUUCUUCUUUUUCAUUUCUAUAUUUAUGAUUCUUCUUUCUGUCUCUUUUUCAUUAUCCUUUUUUUCUUUUUGUCUUUUUUUUUACCCACUUUUUUUCAUUCAUGUUAUUCAUUUUCUUCUUUGUCUCUUUCGUUUUCAUUCUUUUUCCUUCACUCUGUCUUUCCUUUAG